UUGCGCUUCAAAUGUUGCCACGAGUAUCCCGACAAACCCCCGAAGAUUUCUGUGAAGAGCAUGCACGGGCUCUCCUUAGAGAACGCAAAUAAAUUAUUGAAAGAGUUGGAGGAGCUCGCAUCUCAACAGUGCGGAGAAGUCAUGAUAUUUCAGCUGGCCCAUCAUACUCAGCAAUUCCUUCAUGAGCACAAUCGACCAACGCUGUCGUUUUAUGAGCAAAUGGUCCAACAGAAAACGGAGUUGGAAGAAAUGAAACAAAGAGACUUGGAAGUGAAAGCGAAUGAAGAAGUUAUGAAAAUGAGGGCAGAGAUCUUGAAGCGGCAGGAGACGUUGCGCGAUCUGGAGCGCUCCGAUGAGGAUGUUGACGACGCGCCACGGUUGCUCUGCUACGCGGAGACUCGUGGCGACGCGUGGGUGGGCGCGGGGGACGCUGGCGGGUUGGAGGGUGCUGGAGAGGUGGGGGAGGAGGUGGGUGCAGUUAGUGAAGGAGACGCGAGGAGUGCGGGAGAGGGGUGCACGUGCGGGACGCGGGCGCUGCGUACGCUGCGCUACUCGCCAGCCACUAACAAGAAGAUCUACCUCGGCAACUGUCUCGGGCACUCGCGGCACGCCACAUCGUACCUGGGGCUGGACGAGAGUGGGGGCGCCGUGCUAGUGCGGCGCUGGCUGCUGCCCGGCGCCACUGACGUGGCGCGUCGCGAGCGCCGUCUGGCGGCCGUGCAGCGCGACGUAGCGGCCGCGGGGCGCGCGGUGCGGGAGGGGGUGGGGGUGGGGGUCAGCGCACUCGUGCCGUACCGUGCCGUGCGCCUACUGGCCGACGCGGGCCGCGGCGCGCGCCACCACCGUGUACGCCGUGCGCCAGUUCGUGGCGGGCACGUCGCUCAGCCGCUACGUGGCGACGGCUCGUCGCUUCCUCGGAGAUUUCGACGCGCUGCAGCUGGUGCGCCACGUGGCACUGGCACUGUUCUCUGCGCUGGCCGAACUGCAUGCCGCCGACGUCGUGCACGGGGACGUGCGUGCACAAAAUAUAUACUUGGAGGACAGCGGCGCCGUCAAACUGGUCGGUGGCAGUGUUGA
Messenger RNA from Parnassius apollo (apollo), 1077 nucleotides. Lineage: Eukaryota; Metazoa; Arthropoda; Insecta; Lepidoptera; Papilionidae. The record is from the annotation of a GenBank genome assembly.